This is a messenger RNA of Gracilinanus agilis (Agile Gracile Mouse Opossum), 1735 nucleotides long. It is a transcript of the gene PTPN2, whose product is annotated as protein tyrosine phosphatase non-receptor type 2. Gene Ontology annotation, molecular function: protein tyrosine phosphatase activity. Lineage: Eukaryota; Metazoa; Chordata; Mammalia; Didelphimorphia; Didelphidae. The record is from RefSeq and is a predicted model, not a curated record. The transcript has 9 exons. Bases 130 to 1413 code for a protein of 427 amino acids. Gene Ontology annotation, biological process: protein dephosphorylation.
CGCGCAUGCGUUAGGCGGCCGCAGCCGGGGAGACGAGUGCGGCUCCCACUCUGCUGUUAUACAGCGAGGACGGGGCAUGUGCCUCUCCGGCCGCGGCGGCUCUUCUCGCGCCAGGUCUCGCCCGCCACCAUGUCCGUCACCAUCGAGCGGGAGUUUGAGGAGGUGGAUGCUGAGAACCGGUGGCAGCCCAUGUACUUGCGGAAGUGGCUGAACCGAGGCGCGCGGGCUGUCCGGGGACUGGCUUUCAGGUGCGCGCUCCGAGUGCGGGGCGGCGGCGGAGCGCGCCUGCAUGAUCAUAGUCGUGUUAAACUGCAAAAUACUGAAAAUGAUUAUAUCAAUGCCAGCUUUGUUGCCAUAGAAGAGGCACAAAGAAAUUACAUCUUAACGCAGGGUCCACUUCCUAAUACUUGUUGUCAUUUUUGGCUAAUGGUAUGGCAGCAAAAGUCCAAAGCAGUUGUUAUGCUAAAUCGAAUUGUGGAGAAAGACUCAAUAAAAUGUGCACAAUAUUGGCCAACCAAAGAAGACCAAGUGAUGUUGUUUGAAGAGACAGGAUUCUGUGUGAGACUAGUGUCAGAAGAUAUCAAAUCAUAUUAUACAGUUCAUCUACUAAAAUUAGAAAAUAUUCAUAGUGGUGAGAUCAGGUUAAUAUCUCACUUUCAUUAUACUACAUGGCCAGAUUUUGGAGUCCCUCAAUCACCAGCUUCAUUCCUCAACUUCUUAUUUAAAGUUCGAGAAUCUGGUUCCCUGAAUGCUGAACAUGGACCUGCAAUAAUUCACUGUAGUGCAGGCAUUGGCCGGUCUGGCACAUUUUCAUUAGUUGAUACUUGUCUUGUCCUGAUGGAAAAAAGAGAUGAUCCUUUCUCUGUUAAUAUUAAGCAAGUAUUAGUGAAUAUGAGAAAAUUUCGAAUGGGACUUAUUCAGACUCCAGAUCAACUAAGAUUUUCAUAUAUGGCUGUAAUAGAAGGAGCAAAAUUUAUAAUGGGAGAUUCAAAUAUACAGAAGCGAUGGAAAGAACUGUCUAAUGAAGACGAGGCACCUAACUAUGAACAUUCACCACCUCAUCCAACUAAAAUAAUUAUUGGAAAGUACAAUGGGAAUAGGGUAGAGUUAGAAGGUGGCGAAAAAGAUGACACAAUAAACCUUACAGAACUCUCCACCAAGAUGCAAGAUACAGUGACAGAGAGCACUGAAAGUGCUGUUCGGAAGCGAUACCGAGAGGACAGAAAAGCUAAUACAGCUCAAAAGGUGCAGCAGAUGAAACAGAGGCUAAAUGAGACUGAACGAAAAAGAAAAAGGUGGUUAUAUUGGAAACCUAUUCUCACUAAGAUCGGGUUUGGUACAAUCAUUUUGGUUGGCGCUUUUGCUUGCUGGACAAUGUACUUUCGGCAGCAUUCCUUACAAAUAAAGCCUUAAUUUGCACAGCAAGCUUCUGCACUAGUAGUUGAUUCAGUUGCUGCUGUAGUUACUCGCUAGGGCUUUGUCUCUUAGCAGCAACUCCCUACCUGUACCUGAAAAUGGCGUAGUAGAAUAGACACCAACCAGAUAAGUGAUGGAAAUCAGUCACAAGUCAGCAUCUCAGGACUUUGACCUAUAGGUACUUCUGAAAACCAAACUGUAAACUGCUAUAUAAAAUAAAGUUGUUAAUGUUUGUUUUCAAAAAAAGGUUUUUUUUUUUUUUUUUUUUGGCAAAUGUGUUGAUACAGUUAAAAAGUUACAUUUCACCAAAUUAAGCUGA